This is a messenger RNA of Astyanax mexicanus (Mexican tetra), 3633 nucleotides long. It is a transcript of the gene fam241a, whose product is annotated as family with sequence similarity 241 member A. The transcript has 2 exons. The coding region runs from base 113 to 544 and encodes 143 amino acids. Gene Ontology annotation, cellular component: intracellular membrane-bounded organelle. The record is from RefSeq and is a predicted model, not a curated record. Lineage: Eukaryota; Metazoa; Chordata; Actinopteri; Characiformes; Acestrorhamphidae.
GACGUCACUGAGUGCUGUGUUUGACAGAAAAGACCGGAAGCCGAAGUGAAACAGAGAGCAGCCAGUCGGCCGCGUUUCAGCGCUGCGUUAAUCUGGAGAUUUAGUUCUGCUGAUGGAGAAACCCAGGAUUCCCAGUGAAGCUCCUGUGACUGUUGUUAAUGACACCGCCGGGAUUCAGCGCCGCGGUCUGCUGGAGGCGGCGGGUCCGCGCAGGUCCCCGUACAGCGGCUGUGUCUCCGAGCAGAAUUACCUACGGGCUAGAGCGCGACCCCCAGGCCACUCCAACCGUGAACCGGAGCCUCAAGCUUCAGCAGCUCCUGCCCCAGAUGCAGCGCAGGUGGACGACUGCGAGAGGCUGGGCACUCUCUUUGGAGAGCUGAAUAAGUGUCUGCGAGGCAUCGGCUUCACUCAGCUCUACUUUGGGGAGAAGAUAGUAGAGCCUGUGGUGGUCCUGCUGUUUUGGGCUCUCCUCUGGUUCCUUGGCAUCCAGGCCCUUGGCCUUGUGGGAACUCUGUGCAUUGUCAUCAUCUACAUUCAGAAGUAGAAGGCCUAUGCGGGACAGGCAUGAUAAAGGACAGAUGAACAAGUGCCAGCUUUGUGGCAAAGGAGAGAAAUGGUAGCUCUCUGGCUCUGCCCUGACACAGAUCAGCUUAAUGAAUGUCUGUAGAGAGAGCAUUAUCGUGAAUGAUGUUUUUGGGCAUUUGCCCUUUGCCAGUCUCAAAUGACUACAUAUCCAUUAGGGAUGCACUGAUAUCGGAAUUGUGGGCCAUAGCUGAAAUGUGAUAGCAAUUAGUGCACGCAACUGUCAGUACAGAUGAUUUCAUAUUCACAGAAUGUAGCAAUUGGUACCAAAUCAUAAUGGAUAUUUUAAACUACAGGCUUAGAAAUGUGGGUGAAUAAAAUGCAGGUUUGCUGUUGAAUAGAAUGAAUGUAUUAUUCAAUAUCCGUUGGAAAUAUAGACCAAAUGUAGCUAUGUAAAUAACCAUCUAGUUAUACAUUGAUCAAGCCUAGUAUUAUUACCAUAUAUUUGUUUCUACACCCAUUAUCCAUUUUCAGCUCCACUGAGUAGCAUAUAGGAACCAUUUGUAGUUCUUUAAUUAAAGACUGUAGUCCAGUAUCUCCUUACCUGCAUACUUUAUUAUUAUCCUCCUUUCAUUCUGUUCUUCAAUGGUCAGGACCUCACAGGAAAGACCACCACAGAGCGAGUGGAUCAGACACAGCAGUGCUGCUGGAGUUUUUAAACACUAUGUUCUCUCACUGUCCUCCAUUCUAUUAGACACUCCUACCUGCUGUAGCUGCUCCAUCUUAUAGGGAAAUUAAAGUCAGAAACAGUAGCUCUGUGAUUUGUUGCUGCACAGUUUGUGUUGCGUCAUCCUCCAGUUCUUCAUCAGUGGCCACAUGACUACAGUCUUUAAUCACAGAACUACAAUGUACUACGACAAAUGUGUAAUGGGUAUAGAAACAUAAAGAAGGUGGCCGUAAUAUUAUGCUUGAUCAGUGUACUUGAAGAAAUGAUUUGCAGAUUCCGAUAUGAGUGUGCAUUCCUAGUAAACUUAUACAGUGCCUUGCAAAAAUCUAUUUAUAAGUCCUAAUUUGCUGUAUACAUAUUUUAUCACUAUGAUAUCAAAACCUUGUCUUUUUUAAAGUAAUUUAUCAUUUAGAGAAUCAGCUGGCCUUGUACUUUUCAAGACAACUUUAGUAGAACUGCACCAGUAAAAAUGAUCCAAAAAUCGAAUCAACCUUCAUUCAAUUAAUUUAAGAGUUUUUUUUGUUUUUCUUUACUUUGUCUGAAAAGUUUCCAUUUUGAAGGUACAAGGUUUUAUUCCAGCAGCGAUGAAUUGUUGAUUAAAUAAAAGCUCAUAUAUCAUCUAUAAUGCAAGGGAAUUAUAAACAAGCACUCCCCAUGCUUCUACAGAGCACUAUAAAGCAAAGUUUUUUUUUCUAGUCAAUGAUGAAUAACUUUGGGGAUGGGAUUGACAGCCUGUAAUAUAGUGAAGAAAUCUUUACUGUUAUGUAUGCACUAAGUGAGGUGCUUUGCAUAUAUGCAUGCUUUUUCUGACUAUCAGUUUUUAUUGACUGUGAAUGAAUGCAUUUUCCUGACUAGCAUGGAUGUUGAAGAACAGCACUUUAAACUAUACAAAAUAACACAAAUUGUACCUUAUUCAAACAAAAUGGUACAUAUUAGUAAUACUUUCUAUAUUGAAGGAGGAGAAAUGCUGCAUGGCUUUAUGGAUGUAUUUUAAAUUAUUGUUUCUCAAUCCUGGUCCUGGAGGCCUCUUGCUCUGCACAUUUUAGUGUUUUCCCCAGCUUUCAACACACCUGAUCCAAAUUACAGGCUCAUUAACAGGACCUGGGUUGAGAAACAUUGUCCUGAACUUAUUUGCCUUCUAGUCAUUCCUGUGUAGUCUGUACAGGUGCACUAGAUGGCAGGCUUCCCUUAGCCCCUUUAUUAUCUGAGAACCUGACCAGAAAAAUGAUUGGCUAUAUUUGUAAGGAUGAUAAAUUGUCCAUAAUAGUCAACAAUAUUGUCAUUUUUUAAGACAUUUAAGAAAAGCAUUAUGGAUAAUAUGAAGACCUACAGAAAUGAUGACAUGUACGUAUAUUGAAAGAUAAAUUGAUAAUGUAAUGUAAUGUAAUAUAAGGUCUAUUUAAACCCAACUUGUUAGUUAAUCAUUCCCUCUGUCUCAACAGUAAAGGCAAUUUGCAAUGUGAACAUGCAACGCAUUACCUCCAUUAAGAUUACAAUCAUCUACACCUGUUUACUGCAGAGAAACAGAGCUUAUCCCCAAGAACAGACACUGACUGUAUUUAUUGUGUAAUAAGAAUAUUAUGCACUUAAAUGCUUACGUUGCUGCCUAACAUACAUUGGAAUCAAACCUAAGAGUCCUAUUGUUAUUGAUUGUAAAUGCAUUACAAACAAUAUUAUUUAUAAAAUGACCGUUUAUAAAAUAUAAAAAAAAAUGCAUAUAAUGAAAAAUUUAAAAUUGCCAAGUGCUUCGCAAAGCUGAAAACUAUAAAAGAGGCUAUGUACAUUAAUGUGAGAGAAUUUUGUUCUUUUAAUGCUUUCGAUUUUAUUACACUCAUGUUCUAGAUGAAAGUUAUGAAAAUACUUGUUCAGUAUUUGCAUAAUAUUUAUCUUCUAAAAUGGGAUGAAAACUAUAACUCUUGGAAAGGAAAUGGGUUAAGCUGCUCUUUAAGCUGCUCUUUAUAUGAUUACGGGCAUAUGCUUCACUGCAGAAAUGUCUUUUUCUGCCUCGCGGGUAUGAAUUAUUUCUCUAAAUAAGAUUUUCUGUGAAUCUGAGCUAAGAAUGCAGGGCUGUAGCACAGGUGUACUGUUUCACUAUCACUGUAAUUCAUCACAGUAAUAGGUAUAUUUUUCCCUUCUUCUUUCUGUGUACAAACGCGCAUCAGUGCAGUUUACGGUUUUACCCUCUUGCCUCAUUGAAUACGCGUUGUGCCAUGAAUUUGGAUGAUCAUUUAUGCCUCAUGCUGUAUUUUCUAUCAGUCUUUUGGGAGAAUUUAUUUGAAAUUAAACAUUUUUUGAAAGGAUUUUGCAUCUGUAACUACAAUAUACUUGACUUGAAUAUUUGGGAUUCUGAAUAAAGUUUAUUUAAUGUUUUUAAAGAAAUAAAA